UCAGCCUGCUACAUACGCUGCAUCUGUUAGAAAGCUUUUAACAAUUUGUCAAGAUCACGAUACAAGAUCUUCAGGAAUAUCUCUAGUAACAUAUCAAAAGAGUAAAUCACUCUAGAAUUAAAGCAUUAGUAACAAAUCUAGAAAUGAAUUCUCCAGGGAUGAUGUUACCUUCUCCUCCAUCAGGAGAGAGAGGAGUGAGACGUCCCAAGUGUGCAAGAUGUAGGAACCAUGGCGUAAUCUCCUGGCUGAAAGGACACAAACGACACUGUCGAUUCCGAGAAUGUACGUGUGCUAAAUGCAAUCUUAUAGCAGAGAGGCAACGAAUUAUGGCUGCACAAGUAGCUUUGAAGAGGCAACAAGCAGCCGAAGAUGCUAUAGCUAUGGGGUUAAGAGCUGUAGCCACUGGUACUUCAAUCUCGUAUCUUCCUCCGGGACCUAUAUUCGGGAUGGCCAUCACCGAUCCAGAAGAUAGAGACAGCGACAGCGAUAGAGAUUCGACUAAUCCGAGAUGCGCACCAGAACCUACCACAACUUCUUCAAUAGAAGUAGGACAGAAUAAACCUAAACCAAAACCUACAAACACUAACAAUAAUAAUAAGAAGAAUCCCUCUUCGGCAGAAGCUUCGACUCCUGCUGAUUUCAGACCAGGAAGACUUAGCCCGCUAGAGAUACUUAGUCGGAUAUUUCCAACUCAGAAACGAACUGUUCUAGAAUUGGUGCUUCAAGGGUGCAACGGCGACUUGGUCAAGACGAUAGAACACUUUCUAUCUGCCAAUGAUGCUUUGUUGCUACGUCAACAACCCGGUCCGACAGUCACGCAUACCUUCAAUACGUCAGAUAACAGAGAACCCAUUCGGUUGACUCUAGGUUCAGUCAAAUCGGCAUUUGCUCCACCCGCUGCUCAUCAAAGCCCAUCUUUCAUCGGAUCUAGCAAUAUGCACUCCAUGUCUCAACCCGCUCCGGUCGGAUUAGAUUCUUUGAUGACCGAACUGGGGGAUGGAGGAUUUUUGGCUCGUUCGACCGCACUGUUGACAUCGGUUCCGAGGUUGCCGGAUAAUGUUGCACCUGGGUUUCCCAGUUAUACAUCUGUGCCAUUCCCUGGGGCCUACACACUGGGUGGAAGUGCCCUCCUUCUUCAACCUUAUCAGAGUUGUCCACCCGGUUGCGUCCAUUGCCGUUUGGCCAUAGUCCCCGAUGGAACAACAGAACAAACUUCUUCAGCAGAUUUUACAGAAGCAUCUAGCCCGGAUGUCCCUUCACCCAGUAAAAUAGACAGCAGAAUACAAGAAGCUGUAGAUCUGUCCGAAAGAUCCUGGCAAACAACACAAACAAGAACAGAAAAAAAUUAAAAACACACACACAAAAAAAAAUUCGAAACAAACGUUGUUAUUUUGCGACUGUUUGUGGUCUACACUGUUUUGUGUCGCUCAAUAAUGUCAUUGCUGUUAAAUGUUUAAAAAAAA
This is a messenger RNA of Centruroides sculpturatus (bark scorpion), 1463 nucleotides long. RefSeq names its product doublesex- and mab-3-related transcription factor A2-like. The transcript is spliced from 3 exons. The record is from RefSeq and is a predicted model, not a curated record. Gene Ontology annotation, cellular component: nucleus. Lineage: Eukaryota; Metazoa; Arthropoda; Arachnida; Scorpiones; Buthidae. Gene Ontology annotation, biological process: sex differentiation; regulation of transcription by RNA polymerase II. Gene Ontology annotation, molecular function: DNA-binding transcription factor activity, RNA polymerase II-specific; RNA polymerase II cis-regulatory region sequence-specific DNA binding; protein binding. The coding region runs from base 144 to 1349 and encodes 401 amino acids.